GAUGAGCAUAAAAAGAGCUCCAGUGUUUCUUUGGUCAUUUCUUGGGUUCAGUCUGGUUCAGUUGUGUGGCUUGGUAGGAGCUGACAGAAGCGACUGUGUUUGUUGCCUGACUUGGCCUAUAACUGUGGCUGGAGCCAUGGGGUUUCUUUUGGGAUGGUUGCUGUUGUCCUUGCUAGCUAUUGGAAGACAAACAAAUGCUGAUGGUAUUGGAUCUGCUGGGAAGUAUGGAGAUAAUGAAGUGCCAGUUGGAGGCUUUCGACCAGAUUCAAGUGGCUUCAACACUGGAGAUGGAUCUUCAUGGAGCAAUGGACCACUUGCUAGUGGUGGUUCAACCUCAAAUGGAAAUAAGCCACAGGUAGCAGACUCUGGAUAUCAACCCCAGCAGCCUGGAGAUCCACCCCAGCAGCUGCAGCCACGGGUGCCCCAGCGGCCUAGCUAUCCGCCCCAGCGGCCUAGCUAUCCCCCCCAGCAGCCGCAGCCACAGGUGCCCCAGCAGCCUAGCUACCCUCCCCAGCAGCCACAGGUGCCCCAGCAGCCUAGCUAUCCACCCCAGCAGCCACAGGUGCCCCAGCAGCCUAGCUAUCCACCCCUGCAGCCACAGGUGCCCCAGCAGCCUAGCUAUCCACCCAAGCAGCUGCAGCCACAGGUGCCCCAGAAGCCUAGCUAUCCACCCAAGCAGCUGCCCCAGCAGCUUAGCUAUCCACCCCAGCAGCUGCCCCAGCAGCCUAGCUAUCCACCCAAGCAGCCGCAGCCACAGGUGCCCCAGCAGCCUAGCUAUCCACCCCAGCAGCCACAGGUGCCCCAGCAGCCUAGCUAUCCACCCCAGCAGCCACAGGUGCCCCAGCAGCCUAGCUAUCCACCCCAGCAGCCACAGGUGCCCCAGCAGCCUGGCUAUCCACCCCAGCAGCAGCAGCCACAGGUGCCCCAGCAGCCUAGCUAUCCACCCAAGCAGCUGCAGCCACAGGUGCCCCAGAAGCCUAGCUAUCCACCGCAGCAGCUGCCCCAGCAGCCUAGCUAUCCACCCAAGCAGCCAGAGCCGCAGGUGCCCCAGCAGCCUAGCUAUCCACCCCAGCAGCCACAGGUGCCCCAGCAGCCUGGCUAUCCACCCAAGCAGCUGCAGCCACAGGUGCCCCAGAAGCCUAGCUAUCCACCCAAGCAGCUGCCCCAGCAGCCUAGCUAUCCACCCAAGCAGCCAGAGCCGCAGGUGCCGCAGCAGCUUAGCUAUCCACCCAAGCAGUUGCCCCAGCAGCCUAGCUAUCCACCCCAGCAGCCUAGCUAUCCACCCAAGCAGCCAGAGCCGCAGGUGCCCCAGCAGCCUAGCUAUCCACCCCAGCAGCUACAGGUGCCCCAGCAGCCUGGCUAUCCACCCAAGCAGCUGCAGCUACAGGUGCCCCAGCAGCCUAGCUAUCCACCCCAGCAGCCUAGCUAUCCGCCCCAGCAGCCGCAGGUGCCCCAGCAGCCUAGCUAUCCACCCCAGCAGCCUAGCUAUCCACCCAAGCAGCCAGAGCUGCAGCUGCCCCAGCAGCCUAGCUAUCCACCCCAGCAGCUGCCCCAGCAGCCUAGCUAUCCACCCCAGCAGCUACAGGUGCCCCAGCAGCCUGGCUAUCCACCCAAGCAGCUGCAGCUACAGGUGCCCCAGCAGCCUAGCUAUCCACCCCAGCAGCCUAGCUAUCCGCCCCAGCAGCCUAGCUAUCCGCCCCAGCAGCCGCAGGUGCCCCAGCAGCCUAGCUAUCCGCCCCAGCAGCCGCAGGUGCCGCAGCAGCCUAGCUAUCCGCCCCAGCAGCCGCAGGUGCCGCAGCAGCCUAGCUAUCCACCCAAGCAGCCAGAGCCACAGGUGCCGCAGCAGCCUAGCUAUCCACCCAAGCAGCCGCAGGCACCCCAGCAGCCUAGCUAUCCACCCAAGCAGCUGCAGCAGCCCCAAAGGACUUUCUACUUUCCCAAGCAGCGGCCUAGCUACCCACCCAAGCAGCAGCAGCCGCAGCAGCCCCAAAGGACUUUCUACUUUCCCAAGCAGCGGCCUAGCUACCCACCCAAGCAGCCGCAGGCACCCCAGCAGCCUAGCUACCCACCCAAGCAGCAGCCUCAGCGGCCUAGCUACCCACCCAAACAGCAGCCUCAGCCGCAGUUGCCCCAGCAGCCAAGUUAUCUGCCCAAACAACGCCAGUCCCAGUGGCCAAAGCAGCCCAGCUACAUGCACAAAUGGCCCAAGCUGCCUCAAAGGCCUUUCUACUUUCCCAAGAUGCCCCAGAAGCCACACUACCAGCCCAAGCAGCCACAGGUGCUCCUGCAGCCACGCUACAUGCCCAAGCAGCCUAAGGUUUCACAGCAGCCACGCUACAAUUAUCCAACAUUUGCCCAAGGAGUGGCUCCUCAAAUGGCUUCCAAUGGGCAUCGCAACACUGGAGGUUCUUCAAAGACUGCUUUCAACUGAGCCAUUGUCACUUGUCAAUUAAAACUGACCUUGUGUCCUUCAAUCUCCA
This is a messenger RNA of Epinephelus lanceolatus (giant grouper), 2480 nucleotides long. Lineage: Eukaryota; Metazoa; Chordata; Actinopteri; Perciformes; Serranidae. The record is from RefSeq and is a predicted model, not a curated record.